UCCUCUCCUGUCUGCUACUAGUACAUCUCACAUAUUUUCAUUUUUCCUUCAUAAGACUCUAGCUUCUUCCCUUCCAUCAAGCUUUAACAACAAUGUGUCCUAGCGGAACUUCCCUCCGUCCAGAAAAUUUUUCCGACGAACUAACAUCGGAAUAUGAAACCACAUCAGAAUACCGACGAGCUUUCGAAGUGAUUGACUACGAUCACGACGGGAAGAUCUCCGGAGACGAUCUCCGGUCAUUUUACGCUUCAAUAUCCGGUGCCGGCGACAACGAAGAGGAGAUCAUAAAAGCGAUGAUAUCUGUAGCGGAUGCGAAUAAAGAUGGAUACGUACAAUACAAUGAGUUUGAGAAGUUUUUGAAGGAGAGGAUAGAGAAAGAGAAGGUAAAGAAUCAAAGUCAGAAAAGAUAUGGUGACGGCGGGGUGAUGGAAGAGGUUUUUAAGGUCAUGGAUAAAGAUGGCGAUGGAAGAUUAGGGAUUGAUGAUUUAAAGACUUAUUUGAGAAUGGCUGGAAUUGAGGUUCAAGACGAUGAAAUUAAAUCUAUGAUAAAGUUAGGUUGCGGUGACGGUGACGGUGAUUGUAGAGAUGGUGUUUCUUUUGACGGGUUUCUUAACAUCUUUGCUGUACAUGAUCUGCUCUGUUAAGUUACACUUUUUUUUUCUAAAUUAAGAUUGUAAAAUUUUGUUGAAAUUCCGAUGUUGUGUCUGAGAAAUAAAAAUUGCGAAUUAGUGAAAUUAAAAUAUAUUUAUUAUUAUAUCGACCUUUUAGCAUUUUUUUCUUCAUUUGUUCUCGUAAUCUGAUUUUCAAUAGUGCUUCAUUAAUUGGUUUCUGAGUGGUGUAUGUUGCGAUUUUAUUUAUUCAGUUCACAAAUUAAAAGAUGAUGUGCAUACUUUAUAAUUUAGUAGAAUUUUU
Messenger RNA from Amaranthus tricolor (Joseph's coat), 912 nucleotides. RefSeq names its product calcium-binding protein CP1. The record is from RefSeq and is a predicted model, not a curated record. Gene Ontology annotation, molecular function: calcium ion binding. The transcript has a single exon. The coding region runs from base 93 to 644 and encodes 183 amino acids. NCBI's taxonomy places the organism in Eukaryota, Viridiplantae, Streptophyta, Magnoliopsida, Caryophyllales, Amaranthaceae.